Coregonus sp. 'balchen' is the source of this 1217-nucleotide messenger RNA. The record is from the annotation of a GenBank genome assembly. NCBI's taxonomy places the organism in Eukaryota, Metazoa, Chordata, Actinopteri, Salmoniformes, Salmonidae.
AUGGUCAUGGGCAAGUGUGUCCUCCAGCUGGUACGGUAGCAGUACCCACUCACGAAGAGGUUGGGGCUGUUAGAAUGGUUCAUGGAGGUUUUGCAAUUGACGGUGCCGCAGUAUCUGCAGUGCAGUGUUUGCAAUAGCAUGCCUUCUUCUAAGGAUCAAUACAGAAGCUAAUGCAACAUUUUUGCAAGCUGCUAAUUUGUCAACCUCUGUAUUCUUGUUUGUCAUGUCACAGAGACACUUCUGCACAUCAAACACAAAGAAUGAUGAGGUGCGUCUGGCAGAAGAAGCAAGCAAGAAAUAUGGAUCUCCAGCUCCAACUAUCUUUUCCAAAGUGAUUGACAAAAGUAUUCCUGCAGAUAUCAUUUAUGAAGAUGAUAAGGUAUACACCACACACAGACAUGUAUUCACAUACGUAUGUUUAUUUUACUGUACUCCACGUAGACAAUAUAUGAUCAAUAUUCAGCCACAGGGUAUAAGGGCAUUAUAUUGAUGUUCAAUAUUUCGGAAUGUUAUCAUGCUUUUGUUGUUUUCCUUUUCUUCAGUGUUUAGCCUUCAGAGAUAUCAGUGCACAAGCUCCUGUGCAUUUCCUGGUUAUUCCCAGGGUCCCUAUCCCAAAAAUCAGUGAGGCCAAAGAUGAUGAUGCUGAGGUAGCCUACUGAUUUGUCUCUACUUUCUCUAUAUGUCCUUUUCUGAUUUUGAUCACAAGAAAGAGUCCUAUUAUGUUGAAUUGUUGAACUCUUUGCUAUUUUGUGUAGCUGUUAGGUCAUCUCCUAGUGGUUGCAAAAAACGUGGCGAAGAAAGAGGCAUUGCACGAAGGUUACAGAGUGGGUAAGUAUUAAGAUGACCAUAAUAUGUAGUAUCAAUCUACAUAUGAGCGUCACACAUUUCACAGAGACAUAUUUAGUUGUUAUAAACAUAUAACUGCAUUUCUAUCUUCCACAGUGAUCAACGAUGGGAAGCAUGGUGCCCAGUCUGUAUACCACCUCCACAUCCACGUCCUGGGAGGCAGACAGCUGAACUGGCCGCCAGGCUAACAGAUGGACUUCCUGUCUUAGCGGGGUUAGUUUCAUGUUAACCUUAAAGAGCAACUGUCCCAAAAAAACAACUUCUCAUUUAGAAAACAGCCUAUGUGGCAUCGAUAUGAGUCGAAAACAUUUAUUCUACUAUCAAAAUUGACUACAAUGUGUAAAUAAGAUCAUUUUGGUCAUAAAGUCAGU